AUGGCGGCCGCAGAAGACGCCGCUGUUAGCAAGGACGGGCUCGUCAUCCCCCUCAUCGACUUUAGCAAGUUCCUCCACGGCACCCCCAACGAGCGCGCCACCACCGCCCGCGCCAUUCUCGAGGGCUUCCAGACGGCCGGCUUCAUCUACCUGCGCAACCACGCAAUCCCCGCCGACGUCCUGCGCAACGCCUUUGCCCGCUCCGCCGACUUCUUCGACCUGCCGCUCGACGCCAAGCUCGCCGUCGGCUGGACGACCCCCGAGGCCAACCGCGGCUACUCGUCCCCCGGCCGCGAAAAGGUGAGCCAGCUGCUCGACAGCGCCGACGUCGACAAGAUCCGCUCCGCCGCCCCGGACCUCAAGGAGAGCUUCGAGAUUGGCCGCGAGUCGGACCCCAAGUUCUCCAACCCCUGGCCCAGCGAGGACGGCUCGGGGCGUCGCCUCAAUGGCUUCCGCGCCGACAUGCUCGAUUUUCACGCCCGCUGCCAGGCCAUGCACAGGGAUGUGAUGCGUGCGAUAGCCAUGGGCAUGGGCCUUGGUGACGGCUUCUUCGAGCCCUUUGUUGACGUCGGCGACAACACGCUCCGGCUGCUGCACUAUCCCGCUGUCAAGGCCGACGUCUUCAAGGUGAACCCCGGCCAAGUGCGCGCCGGCGAGCACAGCGACUACGGGUCCGUCACCCUGCUCUUCCAGGACAGCCGCGGCGGGCUCCAGGUCAAGAGCCCGACAGGCCAGUUCGUCGACGCCACUCCCAUCGAGGGCACCGUGGUCAUCAAUGCUGGCGAUCUGCUCGCCCGCUGGAGCAACGACACCAUCAAGAGCACCAUCCACCGCGUCGUCGAGCCGCCGCGCAAGGAGGGCGUCGAGUAUCCGCCUCGAUACUUUUGCAACCCCAACUUUGACAGCUUCAUCGAGACGCUGCCGGGCACGUACGCCUCACCACGGGAUAAGAAAUAUGAGGGCAUCAACAGCGGGGACUAUCUUGUUCAGCGCUUGACUGCCACCUACUGA
Molecule: messenger RNA, 1011 nt
Organism: Purpureocillium lilacinum
Lineage: Eukaryota; Fungi; Ascomycota; Sordariomycetes; Hypocreales; Ophiocordycipitaceae
Source: RefSeq, a predicted model, not a curated record